Molecule: messenger RNA, 1101 nt
Organism: Diprion similis
Lineage: Eukaryota; Metazoa; Arthropoda; Insecta; Hymenoptera; Diprionidae
Gene: Mesh1
Product: guanosine-3',5'-bis(diphosphate) 3'-pyrophosphohydrolase MESH1
Exons: 3
Coding region: 111-893 (260 amino acids)
Molecular function (GO): guanosine-3',5'-bis(diphosphate) 3'-diphosphatase activity
Source: RefSeq, a predicted model, not a curated record
GCUUAGUCUCGCGUGACAUUUGCACGGAGCAGUGUAUUCAUAUUUAUGAAGUUUGGUAAUAUCCCUCACGGAUAGCGAAUUGCGACAUUUCUCUCUUUUAAUAUCAACCGAUGGAUUUCCGCGUUGACAAAGGAUCGUUUCUGAGCCGAUACGCUGACAAGGAAUUAGCCGCGGAUCGUGCGGAAGAGGAGUCCAAAAAAUCCGAAGAUUGCUGCAACGCCGACAGAGACGCGAUCAACGAUCCGUUGGUAAUACCCGGCGAGUGUGGAUCCUGCUUGAAACCUAUAACGAAAGAGGAACUUCUUUCGAUGGUGUUGAAGUGCGCGAACUUUGCUGCCGAGAAGCACAGUAACCAAAGGAGAAAAGACGCCGCUGAAACACCCUACAUAAAUCAUCCCUUGGGGGUUGCCAAUAUUCUGGCGAACGAGGGAAGCGUCCACGAUCCGGUCACGAUACUUGCAGCCUUGCUCCACGACACGGUCGAAGACACGGACACUUCCUUCGAGGAGAUAGAGAAAGAGUUCGGCGAAACGGUGAUGAAAGUUGUCGCCGAGGUGACGGACGACAAAAGUCUCCCCAAGGCGGAGAGGAAACGUUUGCAAAUUGAAAAUGCAAGGAACCGAAGCGACCGAGCUAAACUGGUCACCUUGGCCGAUAAGAUUUACAACUUACGCGAUAUUCAGAAGAGUCCACCGCUAGGAUGGAGCGAUAUAAGAAUCAGGGAAUACUUUCAGUGGGCAAAAAAAGUCGUGGACAAUUGUCGUGGAACAAAUUUAGCCUUGGAGAAUACGCUUGAUAGUAUAUUUGCGAAACAGUGCAAGGAGGCGAAGAAAAAUUGUAAUUGCACAAAAAGACUAUCUCCCGUCUGCGAUGAAUCCUAUUUGUGCAUUUAACGUGAUAAAUUGUCAAGGUACAGCUAUUAUAAUACAUUUCUUCAAAGCAAGUUCCUCGUAUGUAUCAAAAAUACUUUUCUACUAAAUUAUAAUACACAAUAUAAUGUGAAAUCAAUUCUAUGUGGUUUAAAUCGCGUGGAGCGUUAUAUAUAAUUCAUACUGACAAUGAAUGAUUUACACAAAAAUUUAUAUUUGGAUUAAUUUGGCA